UAAGGACCUACGAUCCGACGAAUUGAUAGUGCCAGCAAUUCCGUCCCAAGGUUUUUUAUAUCGAAAAGAGAGAGCUUCCACGAGCCGAAAUGGAAAAAACACCACUGCAAAUUAAAUAUGAAGAUUUAGAAUUUUUUAUGACAAAUUUAAAUAAAGCCUGGCAAGAAAUUCGUUUUCAAAAUGAAAUUGUACCUGACAUUACGCAAAAAAUUGAGGACUUAGAAAAAGUCAUAACAAGUCAGCAUUAUUUUAUUAAAGCGAUCGCACGACCGAUGCAGAGAUUAAAAAAUUUAGCGAUAAAGAUGACUCAUUCUGAUUUCGAUAUAUACCGAUUACUAACUGACUUUAAAGAAAUGGUUGACCGUAUAAUGCAUAACUUGAGAACACCACACCAAUUUAAAGAUGAAGAUUUAGACUCUCUUAUGACAUUUUUAAAUGAAAUCUGGGAAGCAGUUUAUUCUCAAAAGAAAACUGUAUUUAAGUUUACGCAAAAAAUUUACAAACUAGAAAGAGUCAUAUUAAAACAGCAUACUAUCAUGAGAGGGGUCUCACAACAGAUGCAAGAUUUAAACAGUUUAGCGUCACAGCUGUCUCGUUCUAUUUUCAAUACAUUACAUUUAUUAAUUGCAACAAGACAAUCGCUUUACACUAUAAUGGAUAGCUUGAGAACAUCACGUAAUGAAACACCGAAUCCAGAAACUGUUCUACCAACGAAUUCUCAAGAAAGUGAUACUUACGCUACUAUGCAAAGAAGCCGCACAAAUGUGCCACGUAGCUCGGAUUCACUCGCUCUUUCCAAACGAAAGCACCCAAUGUCGCAUCAAGCAGUUAUUCAAAAGCAAAAACGGAGAUGUCUUGGUGUUAAAAUUAUCCUUGAUAUUUCCAAAUUCAAACCUAAGCAAUCAACGGCUUCACGUACUGAUGAUAGCUGCACAAAUUUGCCACCCGCUAUUGACGGACCAAGCUGUUCAAACCUUGUAACGUUGGCUCGAACAACUAUUCAUGACCAAAGACCGAGUUCAAGUUCUGAUGCUAUUAAAUGUUUGCAAAGUCAUCAAAGUUGCACGAAAGAAAUUCCUUCAAAAAUUGAACACUCUUCAACUUAGCCAAAACAAAAAGAACCAUAAAAACUGAAAUGGAAAUAAUGGUGGUCCCUUUGAAAAUGAAACAGUUUUCAGAACAGAAUUUUUUGACAAAAUAUCAAAUAUUGCUAAAAUGAAAAAAAAUAUAUUUUUUUGACAAAAUGAUUAAUUAUGAUUUGCUAAAUUGUUUGAUAAACUAAUAUUAAAUCUAUUAUUAAAUUAACCGACCUCAGUAACGGGAAAAACAAAAGAUUUUGUUUAUAAGAGAUAAACACCUGCGAUAUUAUCAUAUUUCAUUAAAAAAAAAAUAAAAACAUUUAAAAUAAAAUAAAACUUAAUUUUAUUAAAAUUUUUCUCGAUCGAGUUGCCAAUUCACGAGUUGCCAAUAGAAGUCACGCCGACUCUCUGCGAAUUCAUACAACUUGUUCCAUUUGAGAAAAGAUUAAGCAUCAAUCAAGUGCCUCCGUUAGUGCUCACGUUGUCCGACGAUCGUAAUUUGUUAAGCAGAAUUGUACAGAGUGUAAUUAAUUUAAUUUGAAUAAAAACGUGUGCCAAUCCGAA
This is a messenger RNA of Wasmannia auropunctata (little fire ant), 1643 nucleotides long. RefSeq lists its product as uncharacterized. Lineage: Eukaryota; Metazoa; Arthropoda; Insecta; Hymenoptera; Formicidae. Bases 90 to 1106 code for a protein of 338 amino acids. The record is from RefSeq and is a predicted model, not a curated record. The transcript has 10 exons.